CGGAGUGACAGAAGCGCAUGGUGGACUCGGGCUCAGCUCCAAUCAAGUCUGCUAAAAGGCAUAACUAAUCGAUCUACGAGGCUGUGCGCUCUGCUCCGACUUGCGCCUCACAUUCAGGGUCUGCUCGUCCCCCAGCAAUGGCAACCGCAGUGAAACUCAACACCGGGGCCCAAAUGCCCAUUGUAGGACUGGGCACAUGGAAGUCUCCCCCUGGCAAAGUGGCAGAGGCAGUGAAAGCAGCCAUUGCAGCUGGUUACAGGCACAUCGAUGGGGCGAUGGUCUACCAGAACGAGACGGAGGUGGGCGAAGGGGUCAACGCCAUGAUCAAAGAGGGCGUGGUCAAGAGAGAAGAUCUUUUCAUAGUCAGCAAGCUGUGGUGCACUUUCCACGAGAAGUCCCUGGUGCAGCAAGCGUGCAAGAAGACGCUCGCUGAUCUUAAACUGGACUACCUCGACCUUUAUCUUGUCCACUGGCCCAUGGGGUGCAAGUCUGGUGGGGAUCUUUUUCCUUUGGAUGGUAAUGGGGAGCUGAUUGGCGAUAAUACUCACUUCCUGGAGACAUGGGAGGGUAUGGAACAGCUGGUCGACGCUGGCUUGGUCAAAGCUAUUGGCAUCUCCAACUUUAACAAGGACCAGAUCGAAGCCAUCCUCAAAAAGCCCGGCCUGAAAUAUAAGCCUGCCAACAACCAGGUCGAGUGCCACCCAUACCUGACCCAGGAUAAGCUGAUCGAAUACUGCCACUCUCAAGGCAUCACAGUGACUGCUUACAGCCCUCUUGGGUCCCCUGACAGACCCUGGGCUAAGCCAGAAGACCCCUCACUUUUGGAUGAUCCCAACAUCAAAGCCAUCGCUGACAAGCACAAAAAGACUUCUGCUCAGGUCCUGAUCCGCUUCCACGUCCAAAGAAACGUGAUUGUGAUCCCAAAGUCCAUCACUCCGCAACGCAUUCAGGAGAAUUUCCAGGUGUUUGACUUUGAACUGACCGAGGAGGAAAUGAAGAUCAUACUGGGAUUCAAUCGGAACUGGAGAUGCUGCAGCAUGCACUGGGGCCUGAAACACAAGGAUUACCCGUUCAACACCAAAUUCUGAAAGGAAGGCAGCAGGUUUUCCACAGGUGCUCAACUCUGCUUCCAUACACUGUGGACGCGCUCACUUUCUGGAAGAGUUUUUUUUUUUUUCCUUUUCUUUUUUGAGAGCAGGAGCAUAAUAUGAGCAUAGUUCUAUUUUUCUCUUUCUAUUUGUCUGUCACGUUGUGAAUCGAGUUCUGCUUUAAGCUGCGUUAAGUUACUGACGUCCCUCACUUGUUGCCAUCCCUGGUGAAUAUUGAAUAAUCUUUUGGUUUUAAAUCUUAAGUUUGGCAUUCCUUUUUAAAUACAGGGGCAUGUUGUCCUUGGUAAACUUUUGCAUUAUUAAGAUAAAACUAUUUUUUACGACGCUACAUGUUAAGUACACUCCUUCAAUUUGUGACUAAGGCAGAGAUACUUAAGGUUUACAUAUUAUUAGUGAAUUUCCAAACAUAUACCACUGAAAACCUGAACAUGUUGCAAUCCAGAAAGCUGGUCUUUGGCUGACUCAUAUGUGGCAAUUUUCAGUCAUGUGUAUCAACUCUGUCACGAAACAAUCUCCAGCUUUCACUUCCCAUGUUAUCUGUGUGUGUUACGCUGUACAAUAAAGUUCUGUGAUGUAUUACGUCACACGUUUA
Molecule: messenger RNA, 1701 nt
Organism: Xiphophorus hellerii (green swordtail)
Lineage: Eukaryota; Metazoa; Chordata; Actinopteri; Cyprinodontiformes; Poeciliidae
Product: aldo-keto reductase family 1 member B1-like
Exons: 10
Coding region: 138-1088 (316 amino acids)
Molecular function (GO): oxidoreductase activity
Source: RefSeq, a predicted model, not a curated record